This is a messenger RNA of Zonotrichia leucophrys gambelii, 1580 nucleotides long. RefSeq names its product spermine synthase (gene SMS). The record is from RefSeq and is a predicted model, not a curated record. Gene Ontology annotation, molecular function: spermine synthase activity. Lineage: Eukaryota; Metazoa; Chordata; Aves; Passeriformes; Passerellidae. The transcript has 11 exons. The coding region runs from base 107 to 1213 and encodes 368 amino acids. Gene Ontology annotation, biological process: spermine biosynthetic process.
GCGCCCCCCCCCGGCGCCGCCGCAGCCCCGCGCAUAUAGGGCCGCUCCGCCGCUCGGGCCGCGCCGCUGCCGCUGCUCCAGGCAUGGCACAGGGCUCUACCUCACUAUGGCAGCAGCAGCGCGGCACAGCACCCUGGACUUCCUGCUCGGCGCCACAGCUGAUUGUAAUGCCGUUCUUAAAGCUCUACAGCCCAUUUUUCAGGAGCAGGGAAUGACAGAAACAGUUCAUAACUGGGAAGACCAUGGUUAUUUAGUAACCUACAUCAAAAAAAAUGGCAGUUUUGCCAAUUUGAGAAUUCACCCUCAUGGACUGGUGUUGGUGGAUCUGCAGAGCUACAAUGAUGACAUGAAAGGAAGAGAAGAAGUUGAUCAGCUUCUAAACAAAGUAGAAGAAAGAAUGAAAGAGUUGAUUCAUGGUAACAUAAAAAGGGUGAAACGGUUGCCAGCCAUUUUGAGAGGAGGUGUUAUUGAUAGAUACUGGCCCACAGCUGAUGGGCGCCUGGUGGAGUACGACAUAGAUGAAGUUGUUUAUGAUGAAGAUUCACCUUUUCAGAAUAUUAAAAUUCUGCAUUCAAAACAGUUUGGGAAUAUUCUUAUUCUCAGUGGGGAUGUUAAUUUGGCAGAGAGUGACCUGGCAUAUACUCAAGCCAUAAUGGGCAGUGGAAAGGAAGAUUACACUGGGAAAGAAGUGCUAAUCCUAGGAGGUGGUGAUGGAGGUAUACUCUAUGAGAUAGUCAAACUGAAGCCAAAGAUGGUUACUAUGGUAGAGAUUGACCAAAUGGUGAUUGACGGGUGUAAAAAACACAUGCGGAAAACGUGCGGAGAUGUCUUAGACAAUCUGAAAGGAGACUGCUACCAGGUUCUAAUUGAAGACUGUAUUCCUGUACUGAAGAGGUAUGCCAAAGAAGGAAGAAUGUUUGAUUAUGUAAUUAAUGAUCUGACAGCUGUUCCAAUCUCCACAUCUCCAGAGGAAGAUUCCACAUGGGAAUUUCUGCGGUUGAUUCUUGACCUCUCAAUGAAAGUCCUGAAACAAGAUGGAAAAUACUUCACACAGGGAAACUGUAUCAAUCUGACUGAUGCCUUGACUCUGUAUGAAGAACAGCUUAGCAGGCUUUAUUGUCCUGUGGAGUUUUCAAAAGAAACUGUGUGUGUUCCCUCCUACAUGGAAUUAUGGGUAUUCUACACGAUUUGGAAGAAACAGACUAACAUCUGAACAUCAAGAUUAUUUGAGAUGAUCCUAAAUGUACAUGCUGCAUGGAGCAUAUAGGCCUGCCACAUGCUGCAUAUUGGCAUCUUGAACCUUUAAAUUAUAUGCUGUAGAUGAUCCUGAAACUUAGUCAUGCUAUUGAUUGUGAAUUCUUUAAAUGUUUUUUAUUAUUAUUUUAAUUUAAAAGCAAAUGGAAAAUGUAUAUUUUGACGAGCUAGGGUGUUAUUUUUGAAAGUCAACUUAGAUGAAUAAGCAGCAAAACUAUAUAGCUGCUGUCUGCACUGAACCUUUAGAAUGUGAUCCUUUUUAUUUUUUUGUAGAUCUUCUCAAACUGGUUGAUUAAAAAAGACAUCUUUAGCAUUUCAUCCCUGAA